AUGCAGUGUUCACUAAAGACGACUCUUCUUGCAAUACUCCUCGCCGUCCAGGGCCGAGUUUGCACCACCUACCAGAUUCCUUUGACAGGUCCAAGAAAUGACAUACCGCCCAUUGAUCGUGUGUCGGUUGCCGACUGGAAAGCUCUGAACAGGUCUGUCGGCGGCCGACUGUUUGCAAAUUUGCCGGUCGGCUUGCCGUGCCAUGACAACUUUAAUGGCGGACCGAGGCAACCGGAUAUUGCUGCGUGCAUGGAGGCAAUACUCAACCGCAGUAACAUGACCUUUCUCAGCACAACCCCCGCUGGAUAUGCCCAGGGAAAUUGGGACAUUUGCCAGAGCACCAGAGUAGGAUGCUCAUUGUCACUGAGAUCUUCAUUGAGUGAUUCUAGUGAAGCUUGUACGCAGGCAAAUUUACCAAGCUACUACGUCGACGUCCGUCAAGUCGGGGACAUACGAACCGUUUUCAAUUUUGCCAACAAGCACGCCGUGCCAAUUGUCGUCAAGAACAGCGGCCACGACUAUCAGGGCCGUAGCGCUGGCCCCGGAUCAAUCAGCCUUUGGGUGCACAACUACAAGCCGGCGAUUUCCCUAGACCUGUCAUUCGUGCCUGAGGGCUGUGAUGGAUCAACUGGCGAUGUAGUCACGUUUGGCACAGGCCACAGCUUUGACGAAAUAUACACCUUUGCCCACCAACACAAUGUAACCAUUGUAGGCGCAUCGUCAGGAACAGUGGCACCAGCGGGAGGGUGGAUCGCUGGUGGCGGGUACAGCAAUCUGUCGCCCGCCUAUGGGCUCGGCGUCGAUAACGUCCGGCAAAUUCGUGUCGUACUUCCAAACGGCACUUACACGGUCGCCAACAGCUGCACAAACAGAGACUUAUUCUUUGCUCUCCGUGGAGGCGGGGGUGGCACCUUUGGCGUAGUGACGGAGAUGUCAAUGCGUGCUUUACCACGCAUUGCCGCGCUCCAGUGGGCCUAUGUCGCUUUCCGUGAUCUGAGUGUCGCUGGCCAGCGCCGCCUGCUUGAUGUGCUGGCCCGGAACGCCGAGGUCUGGUUCGACGCCGGCUGGGGCGGCCGCGCAUCACCAGCCGGCCCUCGUCCUGAUGGUAUCUACUCGGUCCAACUAUUGAACCCUCGCAUCUCGAGCCGCGAUGCCGAGGUAUCUCUCCGGCCCCUGCUUGACCUUGCAAACCACAUGGGCGGCAGAGUAUCCCUGGAGACGUACCCUUCCUUCUACGACUUGUACGCAAGACAUGUUCGCGGUUGGGACAGUCCCAGCGGCAGCGUUGGAUUUGCAAGGGCAUCUCGACUGAUCCCGCGAAGUAGCUUUACCAGGGAAGCCAACCGCUCGGCGCUCCUCGAUACUAUCCUCGAUACGGCGACCCAGGCGCAGCUCGGGGUAACGAUACAUUUGGUGGCGCCGUCGCGAGGUGUCCAGGACAUUGGGGACAGCGCGGUGACAACGGCGUGGCGCCGCUCGCUCUGGCAUCUCGUGUAUACGGCGGCGUGGGAUGCGACGUCGGCAACGGCCGAUGAAGUUCAGGAUGAGUUUUGGGGUGUCAGCAGAGCCAUGGAUCCGGUGAGGCGAUUGACCCCCCAGGGUGGUGCGUACUUCAACGAGGCCGACCUGUUCGAACCUGAACCCGCCAGGGCUUUUUGGGCCAAAGACAACUAUGCCCAGCUGCUGCAGAUUAAGGACUCGCUUGACCCGAAUCGUAUCUUGCAGGUGCAUUCGGGCGUGGGCUCAGAUCAUGGUGGAGAGCUUUUCAAGUGUUAUCCUUCUGCUUCUCGGCGAGAAGGGAGUGAAGUAGAGCUUUAA
This is a messenger RNA of Pestalotiopsis fici W106-1, 1818 nucleotides long. RefSeq lists its product as uncharacterized. NCBI's taxonomy places the organism in Eukaryota, Fungi, Ascomycota, Sordariomycetes, Amphisphaeriales, Sporocadaceae. Gene Ontology annotation, molecular function: FAD binding; oxidoreductase activity. Bases 1 to 1818 code for a protein of 605 amino acids. The transcript is spliced from 2 exons. The record is from RefSeq and is a predicted model, not a curated record.